Messenger RNA from Sorghum bicolor (sorghum), 1201 nucleotides. RefSeq names its product deSI-like protein sdu1. Gene Ontology annotation, molecular function: deubiquitinase activity. NCBI's taxonomy places the organism in Eukaryota, Viridiplantae, Streptophyta, Magnoliopsida, Poales, Poaceae. The transcript has 4 exons. Bases 277 to 1014 code for a protein of 245 amino acids. The record is from RefSeq and is a predicted model, not a curated record. Gene Ontology annotation, biological process: protein deubiquitination.
GACUCCAAUCCAACAAGAUCAAGCCUAAAAAAGGGUUGAUAAGAGCAGACCAACCCGACCGGCUCUCUCCACCACCACCACGGCACCACCGUCUCCUGUCUGUCUCUCCUCUCCUCUCCUCUCGGCUCUCUUGCAACUGCAAGCGACCACCACCCACCCGCCGACGCUUCGAUCCCCUCCCUUGCUUUUCCGUGUUCCCGCCCAAACCCCAUAGGCGCCGCCGCAGCCGCAACCGCCGCCGCCGCAGCCGCCGGAGGCCGGGCCGUGGGUGCUGAAAUGAAGGAGGUGGUGCUUCACGUGUACGACGUGACCAACAGCGACUCCGAGAAGACGAACAACACCAUCCUCCAGAUCAACCGCAUCUUCAAGGACCGCAUCGGCCUCGGCGGCAUCUUCCACAGCGCCGUCCAGGUCUAUGGCGAGGAGGAGUGGUCGUUCGGGUUCUGCGAGAACGGCAGCGGCGUGUUCAGUUGCCCCGUGGGGAAGAACCCCAUGUACACCUACCGUGAGCGCAUCGUCCUCGGGGAGACCGAGUGCGGCAUCGCCGCCGUGAACCGGAUCCUGCGGGAGCUCGGCCGCGAGUGGCAGGGGCAGUCGUACGACCUCCUCUCCAGGAAUUGUAACCAUUUCUGCGACGUGCUCUGCGAGAGGCUCGGCGUCCCCAAGCUCCCAGGUUGGGUUAAUCGCUUUGCCAACGCAGGUGAUACUGCUGUGGUUGUUGCUGAGAACACAGCAGUUAAGUUCAGGCAGGCUAAAACAGAAAUUGUGAAUGCCAGUAGAGUAGCAUACAGAUUUAUGGCAGGCCUGGCUUCAAAAAAUCAAGCCUCACCCGAGUCCCCGGGUAACAACCAAAACAGAGGCAGCCCUACUUUCCAGGGGGCUUGGUUCAAGAACAUCAUCUCAGCUGGUGCAAAGCCUUCAUCGAGUGAAUCAGCUCCCUCACAUUCACAGGAUGCUGACGAUGGCACUCCUCUGCGGCGGCAAAGUUCAACAGAACAAUCAACACAGUUGUAGCUGCUUUCCCAGCAGAUCAAUCAACAGUUGAAUUGAAUCUGUCAAUCUGAAGUGUAACAUUAGAUAAUAUCUGUUCGAAACCUGUUGUUAAAUUGAACUUGUAGUGUAACAGUUGCUGAUAUUUGUUGAAAAACUGUGAUUUGGCAUUUGCCCAAGAAUCUAUUCUUCCCAGCAUUGUUGAACGCCA